Xenopus tropicalis (tropical clawed frog) is the source of this 2381-nucleotide messenger RNA. RefSeq lists its product as uncharacterized. NCBI's taxonomy places the organism in Eukaryota, Metazoa, Chordata, Amphibia, Anura, Pipidae. The record is from RefSeq and is a predicted model, not a curated record. Bases 182 to 1651 code for a protein of 489 amino acids. The transcript has 7 exons.
AAAGUGAAAGUGUGAGAGUCGCUCCCCGGAGCCCAACCUGCAGAACUAACCAAACUGGCAGUUGCGCUGAAUAAAUACACAGAGAGAGAGGGAGGAGGAGAGAGAGGUAGAGAGAGAGAGACGGGGAAACAGGACGAAAAAGAGAGAAACAGAAAAGAAUAAUCCGAAGCUUCAGGUAACCAUGGAAUGGUCACAGAGGAGCUCACGGCGGAUGGUGGGGAUAAGCUCCAGAUGCCCCCAGUCUGACUUUCAGUGGCUGAUGGAUCUGCUUCAGUCCCAUUUCUCUCAGCUUGUGUCAGGGGUGCGGUACCUUCCUAUCACUAGUUAUUCUCAUUGGAAGAUGGAAGUGCCGGGGUCUCCUGUUGGGAUCUUAUACCACAGACUGAAGUAUGAAACCAUCACUAAUGUGGCCGAAUCACUGUACAAGGAUGAGCUUAUGUAUCUGUCCUCUUGUCUAGACAAGCAGAAUGUGAUGGUUGUGUUGGAUGAUGUGGAGGACUUGACAGAAACCAAGAGAAUCCCAAGUGCCAAUCCCACCAUCAAUAGCUGCUCAUCCCUUCUCCUCCUGAUUCCAAAGGCCAAUAAGGAAAAGACAUUUUUAGACCAAAUUGAUUCCAUAAGUCGGUUUCUGAGGGGAGAGAGAACCUCGGCUUCUUCUUCAGGCUUUACUGAGAUGGAUUACAAACACACACACUCAGUCGAUGCAGGGGCAACUGAACAGUUCAGCAGAAAGAAUCCUAAGCUGGACGUUCCAUCUGGGCAGAAGCAUUCGGUCAGGGUCUUCUCAAGGUGCGCAAAGAGCAAUUAUAACUGGCUCCUAGACCUGCUGCAAAAUGAAGACUUUGGGAGCCUGGUGAAGGAGGUCCAUGCUGUGGAAAUAACUAACACCUUUUCAAAAUUUUUAUCCGAUGCCAAUAAUUGCACAUUUGCCAUUCUCUAUCAUUCACUCCACUAUGGGCGCCUUAGCAUCACCGAUGUGACUGACUCCUUGUAUGAGGAACACCUGAAGGUCUUAUCUCAGCGCCUUGGCAAGGAGAAAGUCAUUGUGGUACUUGAUGACUUGAAGGAAAGCAGUUUUCAGGAGAAGUGGAGAAUCCUUCAGAGCCAGCCAAGCAUCGGGCGAUAUUCCCAAGAACUCCUUCUCUUCAGUGAAACAGAAAAAAAGUCAAGAGGCUAUGCUUCUGGAAUUAUUCAGGACAGACUGGAGAAACUAAAAAAGUCCUUGGAGACCAGCCGCGGUAGGAAUGAACAAUUUCCUUUACGCAGUGAAGGGACUGGUGUUUCUAGGGGAACUGAAUCAGCCCGGACAGCGGUUGACACUCAUGUCUUUGGUCAAAAGUUGGAUCAGAUAUUGAGCAUUAUACAGCAAAUGAGCACCGAGUUAUCCAACCAAAAACAACAGCUUGAGGAGUUUAAGAAGGAGCAUCACCAGGAGAUAUCCAGACUGAAUCAGCAACAUUCCGCACAGAUAUCUCAACUGAUUCAGCAGUUUGAAGAGUUUACCAAGGGUCAUUGCUGCCAACAUCAGCCAACGGGACCAAAUGUCACAAGUGAAGGUAAACACGUUUUGAGGUCUGCUGAGACAAACCUGAGCUGCGUCCCUUUUCCUUCAAAUGCUACUGCAGUAGCGAGAAGAAAUCCAACUCCAUGAAGUCCUUUCAUAAUAAUGUCUAGUGAUGGGCAAAUUUUUUCGCCAGUUAUGAAUUUGCAGCGCAAUACUGCAUUUUGCCAUUGGCUAUAAUGUACUAAUAAUACUACUACUGUAAUACCGAAUUUGUGAUAUUUACUGAAGCAAAUAACCUUUUCUACAAACAAAAAGUAUUUUAUAUAUAACAUCUAAGAGUAUGAAACAAAAUUCAGUAGGCGGUGUAUGUACGUGAAGUUCUAGCUGGAAUAUGGGCUGUUGGGACCAUUAUCUCAGCACAACGGUUUAAAAAAUGAAAGAAAAUUAGUGAUAAGCGAGUCUGUCCCCUUUCACUUCACCUAAAAUUUAGGAAACUGCUGGAAAAUUAGCAAAAAAAACUUAUUUUUACGCAACCACAACUUGUUUGACACGACCUUGCUUUUUUGACGCAACCGCAACUUUUUUCUCAUUCUGUGAAUUUUUGUUGCGGCAACAUUUUUGCAGCAGUUUCACCAAUGGCGAAAUGCGUCAUUUCACAGCGAACUCGUGGCUGGCAAAAAAAUUUGCUCAUCGCUAAAGAAAACGGAGCUUCGACAUCAAGUGGCAAAAUUCAUUCAAAUUUGUAUAUGAUGUUCUGCUGCAAUUUAUUUUAUUAUAAUUUUCAAAUAUAAGAUUUCUGAACCCCAAUUUUUAAGAUUUAUCAAAUGAAAACAUCCUUGAUCAUUUGAAUUAAAACAUUUAGCAAUUCUAUAUCAAA